This is a messenger RNA of Staurois parvus, 297 nucleotides long. The record is from the annotation of a GenBank genome assembly. NCBI's taxonomy places the organism in Eukaryota, Metazoa, Chordata, Amphibia, Anura, Ranidae.
UGUUUGAUCCUGACUUGUCUGUUCAUCUCCUUUUUCAAGCAACCACCACUUAUCUCCAGACUGAACCGUAGGCAUGCACGUGCUCAGUUUGGUGUGUAUUGCUAGAAAGAGUGCAUGUGAUCAGCACAGGGCCAAUCAGCACUGUCCAGAUAGAGGUCAGGGGAUUUCUAUCCUCCUACAGCAAAAAGAAUACUCCUCCUACAAGCUUUAGCUAGUGCUGGGCUGGACACUGAUAGAAGCCAAAAGACUGCUCUAGCUUCUGAUGAGAAAAGGUAUUUAGCAGUUUAUAUUUACUAA